UUUCCCCUCCGGUCUCCCUCCUGGAGCAGGCGGCUGGCGGGAUUACCGGAAGUGAUGAUGCAGGAGGCAAUGGAGGGGGCGGGGUUUCGAGACGGCAGCAGCCGGUGGGCCGCAGAUGAAGAGGAGGCGGUGGCAGUGGUGGAAGAAGAGGCGGCGGCGGCGGGGGUAGGGAGCCUGGAAACGCGAGCGGGGAUGGUAGGUGGUUUGGAUCCGCCGGGCCGCCGUCGUUUCCAGAAAGGGUUUGACUGGAGGAACCUCUGGAGCAGCUAUACUACAAAUUGAAUAUUAUUGGACUAUAAGAAGUGAACUCAGCUCAAUAUGAAAAUGGCAUUUCCAGAAUGUGCUAUAUUGUUGAACUUCACAAGUGCAUAAGAUCUCUCUAAAGUGAAGGAGUUGGCUGGCUCCUCUGGCUGAUGGCAUGUUGAGGUAUAUGGGCCAGUGGCAGCGAGGGCAUCCAAUCCAGAGGGGGCCGCUCUAGAAGCCAGGCCACCACCACCAUGGGCCAGUGUGUCACCAAGUGCAAGAAUCCCUCAUCGACCCUGGGCAGCAAGAAUGGAGACCGGGACUCUAGCAGCAAGUCACACAGUAGGCGAGGGGCAGGCCACCGGGAGGAACAGGUGCCACCCUGUGGCAAGCCAGGUGGAGAUAUUCUUGUCAAUGGGACCAAGAAUGCUGAGGCUAUCACUGAGGCCUGCCAGCUGCCAACGUCCUCGGGAGACGCUGGGAGGGAGUCCAAGUCCAAUGCUGAGGAGUCCUCCUUGCAGAGGUUGGAGGAACUGUUCAGGCGCUACAAGGACGAGCGGGAGGAUGCAAUUUUGGAGGAAGGCAUGGAGCGCUUUUGCAAUGACUUAUGUGUCGACCCCACAGAAUUUCGUGUGCUGCUCUUGGCUUGGAAGUUCCAGGCUGCUACCAUGUGCAAAUUCACCAGGAAGGAGUUUUUUGAUGGCUGCAAAGCAAUAAGUGCAGACAGCAUUGAUGGGAUCUGUGCACGGUUCCCUAGCCUCUUGACUGAAGCCAAACAAGAGGAUAAAUUCAAGGAUCUCUACCGGUUUACAUUUCAGUUUGGCCUGGACUCUGAAGAAGGGCAGCGGUCACUGCAUCGAGAAAUAGCCAUUGCCCUGUGGAAACUAGUCUUUACCCAGAACAAUCCUCCAGUGUUGGACCAGUGGCUAAACUUCUUAACAGAGAACCCUUCGGGGAUCAAGGGCAUUUCCCGGGACACUUGGAACAUGUUCCUUAACUUCACUCAGGUGAUUGGUCCUGACCUCAGCAACUACAGUGAAGAUGAGGCCUGGCCAAGUCUCUUCGAUACCUUUGUGGAGUGGGAAAUGGAACGAAGGAAAAAAGAAGGGGAAGGGAGAGGUGCACUCAGCUCAGGGCCCGAGGGCUUGUGUCCCGAGGAGCAAACUUAGUGGCUCUGUCGCAGGGCAGCAGCAGGGAUCUGCCCACUGCCCUGCAGCGAAGCAAGGAGUUGGACCUUUGAGGAAAUUACUGAAGAUCCGGAUAUUUUCUACUUCACACCUUUCUCUGCCUUGUAUCUGAAAGGGCUCUAAAAUGCUGUAUCAUGUUUUAGGCACUUUCUUCAUUUUUUGGUUAUUUUGGUUGUUUCUUUUGGGAGGUAUCCCUCAAAAUAUUUGAACCUGACUACAUGUGCUUUUUUUUCCCUCUCUCUCUUUUUUUUUUUUUUUUUUCUUUUUGAAGCCUUCAGCUAGAAUAAGCCUGCCAUUUCUUGCACAAAAUCUUUUUUCCUUUUCUUUGCUUUUUGGUGGAGGAGGAUGUAGAGCCAGUUGGGGAGAAUUGGACUGUUAGAUUGACUUAAAGUUACAAAAUGAUACAGUGCCAGAUCUCAGUUUGCAUAUUGUUUUUCAGGGCAGGUCUGUACUGUGUGUAGUGCUGUUUACAUGGUUGAGUUUAGGUUAUUGUAAUUAUUUUUAAAGAUUUACACAGAUUUGAAUAGCAGUGUUAACUGUUAACCACAUUGCAUUAAUUCCCAGGCGAUUUGGAGCUCUUGGAGAGCCAAGGCUAGUCAAGAGCAUUUACUGUCUGGUGACAACCCCCUUUUAAGCUAAUUUAUCAAAAACCCUUAUUUCUGUCACUUGCUCAUUCCUGCUUUGACCUAUUGCAUUUCAUGUUGAGUUUAUCCCUCAACAUGCUGCACCUGUCAGUCAAGUGAGCAGUUUUGUUUUUUUAGAAUACAUUGUACUGAGAACCACUUAACAUUGAAUGCAGAGAAAGCAGUGCUACCUCAGUUUUGCUGGAAGUAGACUUCUUUGAUAUUUUUCUUUCUUUGAUGAAGUUUCUGUAUUUUCAUGUUUUAAGUGGAAAUACUUUCUUUUUUCAUUUGCCUUGGAGCCAAAGUUUCUGUUCCUGGUGGUCUGAAAACACUGCCAGCCAACCAGCUGACUUGAAAGAAAACUGUGGUAUGGAGCUCUGCUUGAAUUUUUUUUUUAAUUUCUUUUUCUUUGAGUAUCAUCAGCUUACUUGUCUGGCAAGUACAGAAUCCUGGACUCUGCCGCACAAAUAUCAAAGUGUAUUUAAUAGUUAUAUGUGUGCCCUUUCCCUUCUUGCUGCACCCAUGUUGUCACUUAACCCCUAAGAGUUAUUUAUUAUCUCCUUGUUAGUGUCAGGCUCAUUUGGGGUAAUGUGAUGACUGUUUAGGUUUACAUGACCCUCCUUGUCCUUUCCCUCCUCCCAGAUAUGUAUAUAUACAUAUAUAAAAUAUGUAUAUAUUUUACCUAUAUAAAAUAUAUAUGUAUACACACAUAUAUGUAUCUAUAUUCCUUUGAUUCUUUGCCUGCUAAAACUGGCCAUAAAAGAGGGAGCUGCCUUCAAUAUAUAAAGUAUAAGAAGAGUUCCAGGGAACAUCAUAAUGGAGGCUUUCAUAUCUGAAUUUGGACAGUUUUCACUACAAAAGAAUAUGAGUUUGUCCAGCCCUUUCCUCACAGGAAAGGGGCCCAGUUCCUCAGACUCCUCCAUGCACUCGCUCUGCCGGGCCAGCUUUGGCCAAACUGCCACCGGGGCCUGAGGAGCUGAUUCUCAUCCUGUCUCGUUCCAUAGCAAGUCCACUUGUUACUUUUCCAUUUUAAGAUGUAUAUAGAGAGAUGUAUGUAUCGAUAUAUAUAUCUCUAUAUAUACUGUCAAAAAACAACUGGAGGGGUGGGUGGCAGAAGUUUGUACAGUUCAGCUUCCAAUACUUUGGAACAGAUUAAAAAGGGAAUCUUUUAAAUAAAAUUUGUAACUGUUUAUACUCCUGCAUGUCAAGUUACUCUAUCAGAAGCCUUACAGUUCUGGGCUCCCAUCUUUACAAAGAUGAUUAUUUAAGGAUAUUGUCAUAGUUUUUCUAAAACUCGUAUUGACAUGGGGAACAUACCUGGAAUUUGAUUUUUGUUGUUAAUUUUAAACCUGUCAGUUGUUCCGUCUAGCUGGGCAGUUGAAUAACUUUAAAAUCAACCACAGUAGUCUUGUUUUUUUCUAAGACCCAAGGUCCUUGCCUAAGAUUCUCCAGGGCCCCUCAAGUUCUAUGGGUUCAUGUGUGGGUGGGUCCCCACAUAGAGUUCUUAAAAGACACCACCUGUCAUCCAUCCAGUUUGUAACUCCCAGGUUUUCCCAAUUCUGGAAUGCGUAGAGGUUGAAUGAAGGAAAAGUACACAAAAAGAGGCAACGGAGGACCUCAAAAAUUUGAAAUAAAUUCUCCAGCCUAUAAGUUCGUACUCCAUGCAUCAAAUUAGAGUGAGUACAUUUUGGUACUGGAUUUUAACUGCUCGGCUUCCCCACUCUUAAAAGAGCCAUUCAGAAAUUAUUUUUGGUUAUAUUUUUUUAAAGGAUCCAUUUGUUGAGAAGCCAGAAAAAGCAGUCAGACAGGAACUUACUUCCAGGUUUGAGGGCCUGAUACUAAGCAGGGAUCUCAAACUGCAGUAACUCGGGGCCAGUGCUUGACUCUUUCAUAACCACAAAUGCAGUUUUUCUGCAGAGAUCCAAGGUGAGAUGUGUGUAGGGUUUGUAUUUAUACUUCUGGGAAGUGAAAAGCUCCUGUUCCUCUCAACCUUGAGAUGGGUUUACUGCUUAGAAGGUGAACAAGCAGAAAUUCUGUGGAGGAGGCCAAAUGGUUGCCCCUCUGAUAAGCCAGCCCACCUCUCACAUCAGCAUUUUGCCACUUGGGUGAUAUGUGGAGAGGGGCAGGAUAUGAACACCUGCAGCAUCAGAGUGCCUCUAACAAGCUGAGUGAGUAUGUGUUGCAAGAUUACUUAGUUGUGACAAAUGGCUUUGUGAAGUGUGAUUUUUUGAUUUUUUUUUUUAAGCAGUUAAUUCGCGAGCUGGUAUGAAGUAUUACUUCAUUGAAUUGCGCUCCAUCUUUGCCAAAUUUGAAUGUAUCAUUCUUAACCUUAUCUCUUGUAAUGACACUUUGUUAUGCUUUAGUUGGUUGCCUCUGUAGCUCUGCCCUCAUCCUGCCAAAUGUGCCCACUUGUGUAUCUUCUAAUAAGGGAAGAAAACCCCUAGAUAGAGCUGGCUAAAGAUUCAAAUUUCAACCAGACUUACAGGUCCGGAGAAAUACAGUUGAAAUGUGUGAAGCAGCGUUUUCAAUAUUAACAUGUUUAUGACUGGGCCAUACAUGCAUGACUGUCCCACUGGAUGGUUGGUACGACCGAUGAGACUGUCACACAUGUACCACUAGUGGUUCAAGCUGGCAGGAACAUGUUGAACUUCUCAAAGAUGAGUGCAAACCAGCCACUUUGUGGAGGAAGAGAGGAUUAAGGCACACAGUAUUAGUCUGAAACAGUAUUGAUGGCCCUGGCAUCAGAAUUUAGUCCUCAGGUCUGAAGGCUGUAGGGUGUUUGAACCCCCAUAGUUCACUUGAUAGCCUCAUACACUCUGUACUAAUGCCAAGUUAUACUAAACAAUGGUGGGAAGUUACUGGGAUAAAAAUGUCUAAAAGUUUACGAAAUAUGUAUUUGGGACUGUUUGGUUUGCUGUGUUUAUUAGGAUCUUCAGCGCAGCACAGCCUAAAAGUAGACUGAGCUAGACAGUUAAUAAGGACUUGGAGAAAGCUGCUGUUAGGGUUUGUGGUAACUUUGUAUUGUUUUCCCCCUUUAGUUGCUUGCUUUGCUGCUUUUCUUGUGUCUGUUGUAUUUGUUUAAUGACUUGAAUAUCUUGGUAACUGACAAAGGUCUUCCUUGGUAGACUUGAAUUUGAACAUCUUGGUAACUGACAGUCUUCCUUGGAGAACUCUGGCAGUGUUUGUUUAAAUGGCUGCAAGGACUAUUAAAGUUAUUGGAAUAUGUUCAUUGGGACUCAUGUGAGAACAUGACACUGAUUCUACUCCUACUCCCAGUCUCUUUUCUGAGUCAUGUAGCGGGGAGUCCCACCUUCCCCCCUUUAGAGUUCAUUCCCCUGUUAGGCUUAAUCAUAGCAUUUCUGGCCUUGAACUGGGACCAUAUGUCUGUCAGAAUUGGCAAGAUUUCCCCCUUUUUAAAAGAAAAAGUAAACUGAUGCUUUAGGACAUUUGCAGAAGCCAGGAGGGUUGGAAUAGCUUUGAGAAAACAUCAAGUUCUGCUUCUAAUUCAGGUGCCAGGGUAUCACAUUCUCCCUUUCUUCUUUGAAAGCCAGUCUGCUCUCAUGGGUACCUACUUUCACCACAUACUAUCCUUUCCUGCUACUUUCAAAUCUUGGAUAUUGCCAAAGGAAGCCAUUCAGCAGCUGCUGCCCCCUCCCCACCAACACGUACAUUUACUCUGGAAGAAGUGUCUUCCCUUUGACCUAGGUUCCCAGCCCUUAUUCUGUGGUUAACUGCUUUUACCUGUUGCACUAAUGAGUAUGAGUCUAGGUUUUAAAGAGGGAAUUUGAAGCAAUAGGCAUAUGGGGCUUGGAUGGAUUGGUCCUGCAUAUAUCCUGCCUUAAGCCGCUGAGGUGAUGAGUCCACUGCUCAUGUGACCCUCCACCUUUGUGGAUCCCUCUUAGUUUGUGAUCAGUGUGUAUUUCAUGAGAUUGUACAAACUUGACAAAAGUUAAUACUUUGGUUUAUAUUCGCUGCACUGUUGCACUCUGCAAAUGGCCCCUUGAAUAUUUUUAUUAACUUGUUACAUUUGUCUUUGAUGUCUGCAUUUUUCUUCUGAUGUCUUUUUUUAUUUGGAAGAUUACCUGCUGUUGGAUUUAAUAAAUUUGUUUACCUGACUAUU
Cavia porcellus (domestic guinea pig) is the source of this 6173-nucleotide messenger RNA. It is a transcript of the gene Dcun1d3, whose product is annotated as defective in cullin neddylation 1 domain containing 3. Gene Ontology annotation, molecular function: ubiquitin-like protein binding; cullin family protein binding; ubiquitin conjugating enzyme binding. The coding region runs from base 498 to 1412 and encodes 304 amino acids. The record is from RefSeq and is a predicted model, not a curated record. Lineage: Eukaryota; Metazoa; Chordata; Mammalia; Rodentia; Caviidae. Gene Ontology annotation, cellular component: ubiquitin ligase complex. The transcript has 4 exons. Gene Ontology annotation, biological process: protein neddylation.